Molecule: messenger RNA, 747 nt
Organism: Canariomyces notabilis
Lineage: Eukaryota; Fungi; Ascomycota; Sordariomycetes; Sordariales; Chaetomiaceae
Exons: 4
Coding region: 1-747 (248 amino acids)
Biological process (GO): protein localization to microtubule; spindle assembly; regulation of microtubule polymerization or depolymerization
Cellular component (GO): cytoplasmic microtubule; spindle midzone; microtubule organizing center
Molecular function (GO): microtubule plus-end binding
Source: RefSeq, a predicted model, not a curated record
AUGGGUGAAUCUAGGCAAGAGCUCGUGCAAUGGCUCAACAGCCUCCUCCAACUCAACAUCACCAAGGUUGAGCAGUGUGGAACAGGUGCCGCGCUCUGCCAGGUCUACGACAGCAUCUUCCUCGACGUUCCCAUGUCCCGCGUCAAGUUCAACGUUAAUACCGAAUAUGCGUACAUCCAGAAUUUCAAGAUCCUUCAGAAUACCUUUACGAAGCACAAUAUCGACCGGUCCAUCCCCGUCGAGUCGCUCGUCAAGUGCAAGAUGCAGGACAACCUGGAGUUUCUCCAGUGGACAAAGAAGUUCUGGGACCAGUACUACCCGGGCGGCGAGUACGAUGCUGUUGGCAGACGGAAAGGCAGUACAAUGGGAAGCAGCACUGGAACUGGCGCUGGAGCUGGAGCUGGAGCGGCACCGCGUGUCCCGAGUGGCGGGGCGAGACGGGGCGUAACACCCACCACCGGACCUCGGACUGCCGUCAAGCCCGCAGCCACAGCGGCCACCGCCGCUUUGCAGCAGGAGAACGCCACGCUGAAGGAGACAGUUGUCGGCUUGGAGCGUGAGCGCGACUUUUACUUUGCUAAGCUUCGGGACAUUGAGCUUCUGGUCCAACAGGCUGUUGAGGAAGAUCCCGAGCUCGAGAAGCAAGAAGACGGGCUCGUCAAACAGAUUCAGAAUAUCCUCUACUCGACCGAAGAAGGGUUUGAGAUUCCCGAGGCGGAGCAGCUGGAUGACCAAGAGACGUUCUGA